Orbilia oligospora ATCC 24927 is the source of this 762-nucleotide messenger RNA. RefSeq lists its product as uncharacterized. Bases 1 to 762 code for a protein of 253 amino acids. Lineage: Eukaryota; Fungi; Ascomycota; Orbiliomycetes; Orbiliales; Orbiliaceae. The transcript has 3 exons. Gene Ontology annotation, cellular component: Golgi apparatus; cortical endoplasmic reticulum. Gene Ontology annotation, biological process: sphingolipid metabolic process; sterol metabolic process; intracellular sterol transport. The record is from RefSeq and is a predicted model, not a curated record.
AUGGGCAAAGUCUGCAUCGAGUGCAAGUACCCGGUGCCAGUCCUCUACACCACCUCCCAGGCCGCCUACGACCGCAAAACAGGCAGUCCGGUACGCCUCACCCAAUGUCCGCGAUGCAAGCAUUUCGCCGACAAAUACGUCGAACAUGACUUCGUCGUCCUCUUCAUCGAUAUGGUUCUUAUAAAACCUCAGGUGUAUCGACAUCUGUUGUUCAAUCGGUUACAAGUCGCAGAAGACGAUAAACCAGACCGCUCUAUAAUCCGUCUCGGUGUCCUCCUUCUCCUCUUCGACGUCUAUCUAACCUGGGCACGUAUCGAGAAACAAGCACCAACCCCUUCCACCACUUCAACCCUCGGCAUCCUAAACCAGCAACCGAUAGUAAUCCAAUACAUCUUCUUCCUCCUUCUGUGUCUAACAGAAACAAUAAUCUUCCACUCCACUAUCCGAUUCAUUUCAUUCUACUACUACGGCUUCACGAAACCAAAUGCUGUCAGUACGGCUUUAUUAGUCAGCAGUUGUACGAAAUUAUUUCCGAUUUUGAUGGUUAUAUGGAAUUAUGAUGUUCCAGCGGCUGCAAAGAGCGUGGGGUGGGCGGUUGUGGUGAAUAAUUUGGAGGCCUUGAGGAUCCUGUUGGAUGUAUCGUACCCCAAAGCGGCGCUGCUGGCGUUCUCGGGUGCACUCGUGAGAUCACUCUCCACGAAUAUGAUAUUGUACUGGACCGGUCUACCGAUGUCCGGGUGGGGGUUCGAAGGGUGGGUAUAA